Molecule: messenger RNA, 10501 nt
Organism: Paramormyrops kingsleyae
Lineage: Eukaryota; Metazoa; Chordata; Actinopteri; Osteoglossiformes; Mormyridae
Source: RefSeq, a predicted model, not a curated record
AAGUAGCAUCAUGGCCUUUUAAGGCUCAGCUUAGGAAAGGUGGGUAGUAAAUGGCUCCUCGGCAUUGCCAGCUUAAAGCAUACUGAUGUAGCUGCUCAUUGACAAGUUCUGGUGACAUUUGUCUUAAAUUAAGGUUCUUCGUUUGGUGCUUGGGUGGGCAAGAACAUGAUUUCCAUGCUACAGAUUUGAAAAGCAAGGUAUAUGGGAAAAAAAAAUGAUUUUGGGAUUUAUGCUUGCCACUAUCCUUAAGCCACAUGUGUAUUUUAAAAUAGCAUAUGAUAAGCAGUUAAGUUGCUUAAGACGGUUAAAUGGGUGUAGUGAAUUUUAACCAAAAAAAGAUGUUUUGGCAUCUUAGAACUGUUAAGUCCUGUUGCAUCAUGUCAAUAAGGACAAUGAGAGUAAACGAACGGCAAUAACAACAAACCUUUAAUUUUCCAAAUUAUCCAGGUUAGAUGUGUGAAUUACCCCACCAGUGUACAAAAAGUUAGUUUAAUCAGCAAAGAACACGGUGUUCUGACUGAAUGAACAGAUGUGUCGCAGGUACUGAAGCCGUUUAACAAACUUUAAAGUGCUGCUAAUUCAUUUAUUCCAUUUGUGCAGGAACUGGAUAGAGCACAUUGUGCAGGACUGUAUCACCACAUGGAGGAAUGUUUAAAAUACAUUUUGCCUUUUUACCAUUUCUUGUUACUGCUGGUCACCCUCGGAGACCCUCUCAGCUGGUGGCCUUGUCCACAGCCCUCCCUGCCAUGGAGGGUCGAUACCAUCAAGGUGCUAACUGGCCAUCAGUGAUCUGACCAAUUCAAACUUGGACUGUGUACCGCGUGUUUACUGAUGUGGGCCGCGUGUCUGUAUCUUGCAUAACACAGUCAGCUUCACAGCACCAUGUUUUUCUGCGCUGGUAACGCUGAUAAGUUACUGGCCUCCACUCGCUCCCUGCUGCUGUGCGCCUCCAGCACUGGCCCGCACUGGCCCGGACCCUCUUGUCUUCCCUGCGCAGUUGGGCUCAGCGUCCUGGAAUGGCUGCAGGAAGGGAAAAGAUCCAAGGUGGCACCCCAGGUGGGGCCUGUCACUUUGGUCCAACUUCAAGUUGAUUUAAGAGACACAAACUGCACUGGAUUUCCUGAUUUGGAUUUAUUGAGCUCUGUGUGAAAUACAAAAUUAAUGUCCUGGUGUAGAACAUGACACCACCCCCCAUAAUUCUCAAUAGAGUAAGUGCAAGCUUCAGCAAUUGUGUGUGUGGCAUUAAAAUAAGGGGAAAACACUAGAAUUUUUGUGUUUAAUGGGUAUGAGGUGAGUUUGUGACAAUAAAAUUCAUGCUGCCUGAGGUGCACUUCAAAGUGCUGCUGAACUUGUGUAUUUUUUAAUGUAGCUAAUGAAAAAUGUGUAUGGAGUGUGUAUGUUCUCCCUGUGUAACUUUUGCUGCAUGCUCUCCUCCUGUAGUCCAAAGAUAUGUCACUGGGCUAACUGUCUCUUAAUCACUCAAAGCAUGAUUAUGUGUGGCAUCCUGUCUAAGAUGUACUCCAGCCUAGUGCCCUACCCACCAAACGCAACUGGUCUAUCACUACCCUGCCUAGGAUGGUUUCUUAAAAAGAUUUAUUACACAAAAAAUACACGUAAGAAAUCUAUGGUUGUUAUGAAAGUAUGUCAAUGAACAAAACAUCUACCUCCCAACUGAAGUCGAACGAUAAAAAAAAUAUAUAUAUGUGUCGUCAGAAAUAAACCGUGGCGAACCGGCGCUUGGCCGCCUCUAGAUGGCGAUGUCGGCGAGCUUCUAAGCCUCUGCGAGGGACUUUGCCUUUGAUUGAGCAUUUUUGAGCCAUUCUGGUUGCCAUAGAAAGUGGUGCGACUGGGGGCUGGGGUCGAAACAGGACACGUUAACUCGAGUUUAAAGAGCCUAUCCUGCCCCUGGGGCAGCAACAAGAAAACUGAAUUUAGUAUGAAAACUGUUGCUUACGAUCCAAUGAAUAAGGACGGCGUAUUGGCAUCUAGAUAGUGAAGUAGAAAAGUUACUGGCCCCUCCCUCAGACCAAAGAAAAUACGAGCUGUCUGUAACAAAGGUUUGGAAUAACACAAAACAUACCAAAACAACCUUGACGAAUGCUUUACAAAAUGUUAUUACCCAUAUUGUAUCAAUCUGCAGGUAAUCGCAUUUAAUCAGUCGAACUGUCGCAACGGAGAGGUUUAAAAUACUCAGUGCACCAAUGGCUCAUUUAAUUACACGUAUCCUCUGACAAGCUAACUGAUACGACCUCAGCAUAUUUCGUUGUUGUGGCGUUUGGAUCAUCUUCAGCUGAUAUCAAGGCAGUUUAAGAAUAAAAAACAAUGGCAAAUUACCCCUUCAGCCCAAUAUCCACAAAGAUACAAUCAAGACGCAGUAGGCAUAAUCAUCGCCGCUCAUCCGACUCGCUUUUAAAAUGGAAAUGCAUUUAUAUAUGUGUACAUCCAUCCCUGCUACUGCAUUUUCCCCAUUUACUAGCAAAGCAAAAUAGAUUGCGGUUAAAAAAAAGCCCAGUAUACAAGUCAGGCAGUGGGUUUUUUUUUUCUGACGAUAUUAACCACCGACAGUCGGCGUAGGCGAAUAGCUGGCGAGCCGGAGGGGCAACGGCUAUAAAGCGGCCGACGGCACACGGAAGGAGCCGCGACGGCGCAGGGCGAUCCGGGCGCUCGAUCCGGUGCAGACGCAGCCAGUCGCCACGUCCCCUCCCGCGAAGCCGGAUAAGCACAGAAAGGCUCCCCCCUGCGCGAUGAGGAGUGCAGGCGAAACGCUUAAUAACCCGGCGCUAUGCGUUUCGCCAUCGCUCGCACUUAACAUGCGGUGUUUAUGCAGCCGCCAGCAUUUCGGCCGCUUUUUAAGGAGCCGAUCGCCGAUCGCUACAUUUUAACAGCUGCAGCGGUACGGGGAAGCUUAACUUAGCAGUAGCGUUUAUUGUUUUAUGCUUGUCGUUUAGUAUACACUGGUUUUAAGGAUUGACAUUGGUCCGAGAUGUCGGUAGACGGGUCCACGAUAAAGAGUAGGAUUAAAAACCUACUCCGCUCUCCUUCUAUCAAGCUGAGGAGGAAUAAACCAGGGAACAACAAAGAGAACCUAGCGAAUAAGGUUACUCUGGAGAAGGUGCUCGGCAUCACAGCCUCUGGUAACCGCGCACUGGCCUGCGAUCCUUGCUCUGGGCUUGUUGCAUACCCAGCAGGGUGUGUGGUGGUCCUACUGAACCCCAAAAAGAACAAGCAGCAUCACAUCCUCAAUAGCUCCAGAAAAACAAUCACCACUGUAGCGUUCUCUCCCGAUGGCAAGUACCUGGUCACUGGAGAGAGUGGGCAUAUGCCCGCCGUGCGGGUCUGGGACGUGCUGGAGCGCAGCCAGGUCGCAGAGCUCCAGGAGCACAAGUACGGGGUGUCCUGCGUGGCCUUCUCCCCCAACAGCAAGUAUAUCGUCAGCGUGGGCUACCAGCACGACAUGAUCAUCAACGUCUGGGCCUGGAAGAAAAAUGCAGUGGUUGCUGCGAACAAGGUGUCCAGCAGGGUGACAGCAGUGUCCUUUUCUGGAGACAGCUCUUACUUUGUCACUGCUGGGAACAGGCACGUGAAGUUCUGGUACCUGGACCACACAAAGUCCUCAAAGAAAAACGACAGUAUCACAACCAGCCUGGCCACCUCCCUGUCUGUGACCGAGGAGCUGAUCUUCUGCGGCUGCGCAGACGGCACGGUGCGCUCCUUCAGCCCCGCCAACCUGCACUUCAUCUGCAGUCUGCCGCGGCCCCACAGUCUGGGCAUGGACGUCACCACAGUAACGGAAGCCAGCCACCUCUUCUCCUUCAAGCCGGACGUCCGUUAUCCUGACACAGUGGCCGUGACCUACGACCCCACGAGCCGCUGGUUGUCAUGCGUGUACAACGACCACAGCCUGUACGUGUGGGACGUGAAGGACCUGCGCAAAGUGGGGAAGGUGUACUCCGCACUCUACCACUCGGCCUGCGUGUGGAGUGCAGAGGUGUACCCAGAGGUUUCUCAGGGCGAGCAGGCAUUCCUGCCCCCGGGGUCCUUCCUCAGCUGUUCCUCGGACAACACCAUCCGCUUAUGGAACACAGACGGCCACAGCACUGCUCUCAGCCGCAACGUCCUCAGCAACGACCUCAUGAAGGUCAUCUACAUGGAAAACAACACCGCCUCCCUGCUGGACAUGGAGUGUAUAGCCACCAGCAACACAGAGAAACCGGACAGCCAGACCUCUGAGAACCGGACUGGCAUUAGGACCAUGAGCGUCAGUCCAGACGGUCAGCACCUGGCUUCAGGCGACCGCAUAGGCACCCUAAGGAUUCAUGAGCUCCAGAGCAUGGAGGAGAUUCUGAAGGUGGAGGCCCAUGACUCCGAGAUCCUCUGCCUAGAGUACUCUAAGCCGGAGACUGGCCUGAAGCUGCUGGCCAGCGCCAGCCGGGACCGACUGAUCCAUGUGCUGGACGUGGAGAGCAACUACGGACUGCUGCAGACUCUGGAUGAGCAUUCGUCCUCCAUCACAGCUGUGCGCUUCGCCGCUAACGAUGGCAAGGUGAGGAUGAUCAGCUGUGGCGCAGACAAGAGCAUCUACUUCCGGACAGCACAGAAGACAAAGGGAGGGACAGAGUUCACUCGCACCCACCACAUUGUGCGCAAGACCACCCUGUACGACAUGGACGUGGACUCCACCCGGAAGUAUGCGGCCAUUGGCUGCCAGGACCGCAGCAUCAGGGUUUUCAACAUCAGCAAUGGCAAGCAGAAGAAGCUGUACAAGGGCUCCCAGGGUGAGGACGGCACGCUCAUUAAGGUCCAGAUUGACCCAUCAGGAAUGUAUGUGGCCAGCAGCUGCUCAGACAAGAACAUCUGCAUCUUUGACUUCUACUCCGGAGAAUGUGUUGCCACCAUGUUUGGACAUUCUGAGAUUGUCACGGGAAUGAAGUUUACCAAUGAUUGCAAGCACCUAAUUUCAGUUUCAGGGGACAGUUGCAUCUUUGUGUGGCGUCUAAACCCAGAGCUGACCAUCAACAUGCGGCAGCGACUCUCCGAUCUCAAACAGAAGGGCAAACUGGUACAGAAGACCCCCACACACAAGCCAACCACACUCCGGCGGGAGAUUCGGAGUGUGCCUGUCCUGGCCACCAUGUCCUCAGACAGUGACAAAGAGGUGGACGAGGACUGCAUCGAGGAGGAGGAGGAGGCAGGCAAGGCGGAAGACCAGAUCUCCCUGCACAUUUCCUCUGGCAGCAGCACCGGGGAUGACACUGGUAAUUAUGAGGACAAGCACAGUGAACACAAAACUUGGGAACAGAAGCAGAGCUCCUCAACAGCGCAGCGGGCAGAGGGCCAGUCACAGCAAGAGCCAGCGGCAUCCAACCCUCGGCCCCGCCGGCGCUGGUCCAGGCGCAUGGGUAGCACAGGGCUGGUCGUUAAGUCCAUGCUAGACCUCCGGCAACUGGAGUCUUUUGCCAUGGCACCUUCUCCAUGCAAGUCUGGACCAGCCAACACCUUCAGGGACAACGAGCUGGGCAGCACCACUAGCCUACAGACCAUUGGUGUCCCGGUGGGGGAGUCUGAUGCAGGUCGCGGGGAAUACUCUCGCCCCCAGAGUAUCCGUUUGAGCCCCCAAAGCCCAGAGACGGAGGAGCCGGUGCUGUACCCUGAGGGAACCGAGGACAGGGCGAGUCUUGCGGACAGUGAAUACCAGGUGAAGGAGGUUCCUCGUGGACCUCUGGGACGAUGCAACAGAGGAAACGGUUGCCAUGACAAACACAGCCCGGACAGUGCCUGCUCUGUGGACUAUUCCAGCAGCCGGCUGUCGAGCCCAGACCAACCCGGAGAAGAUUCUGAAGCUACAGAGCCACUCAGUGUGGAUGGGAACUCUUCUGAAGGGGAGGAGCUGGAAGAGGAGGAGGAGGAGUUUGUAAAGACUGAGGUCACGGGGGUGGUGCCUCACACACCAGACCAGGAAGCCUUCCUAAAGCAGCACUUUGAGACACUGGCUGACCUUGGGGGCACAGCAAACCCAGUGAGAACCCAGAGCACCACUGAGAUCGUCAGUAUCUCCGCCCGGUAUCUGUCCAAGAACCCAACAAGCAGGAAUGCCUUCACAUUUCCCUCGAAGACUGGUGGAGAAGGAAAGGGCUUGGCACGGGGCCUCACUGAAGACAACCAACGGAAGGGCUCUGAGAGCAAGGGGCCGGAAAUGGGGCUGGUCUCCCGCUCCACCCCUCAGAGGAGGAGGACGCAGGUCGUUGACCCCCGCCGGGUGGCCGGUCCCACUGCCAAAUCUGCAGCUUCCCACCUGCCCACAGGCAGCCUGAAAAAGUCCCACUCUGCGCAGAACCUGCCCACUGAGGCUGACGACCUGCAGCCGUCCUCCCAACGUGCCAAGGAGCUGUUUCCUGACCCUCUUCUGCUGCAGAAUGAUGAGAGAGACCUCCGCACCACACCCCGCCAUUCAGUACCCUCUGUGCCAACCUCCCCCCAGCCACGGGACGCUGCCACCCCAUCCCCCAGAGUCCCCAAGGCCCGAUCGUACAUGAGCCCCACCACGAGCUCCAUGGCAAAGAUGUCCCGUUCUGUGUCCUUGGGUGACAGCCUCAAUCUGGGGGAACUCGGUGAGGCCCCCUUGAGCCCACCCUCCAGCACUGAGCCAAGCUCCUCAAACUUCGCAAAGGGUUCCUCUCCGGACAAGAACAAGCCAGCUGCUUUAUCCACAGCUAUGUCUCCAACAGCUGCCAUCUCCCCCUCGGUCUCCACAGCUCCCCGAGCUCACGUCAUGCCUGCCCUCAGCUCCCCAGGAGCUCACUGUCCCAAAGGUCUUCAAAGCAGGUUUAGCUAUGGCCCCCGACCCCACCUGACUCUGGAGAUCCCCAAAUCCCUUCCCGACAAGCCGUCUGUAGCCGUGUUCUCCCCAACAAACAAGUCCCCCAAAGCUUCCAAGGAUGGUCAUACCCCCAGCACCCCAGCGAUUUUGUUUACUGGAAAGACAGGCCCCCACCCACAGGUGCAGGCGGAGAGCCCCUUGGGGAGUCCCCAGCUGGUCACCAGCCUCACUGCCAUCCAGCCCAAGGAUGUCACAGAGAAGCUGGAAGCUGACAAGCACGCCCUUGUGGAGCUACGCCCCAACCUAAACCACACAGAGCAGGUAAAGCCUACAGAUGAGGAGGCAAGAUCUCCCAUACUUGGGACCCCCAUGGUGGAGCGAUCCUCAGGACCAGCCCCCGUGAGCCCACUGGAGUCCCGCACCCCGGAUCCAGACCCCAUCCUGAACAUGGACACCUGUCGCCUGGUGGCCGGCGAGCUGCGGAGGAGUGUGAGGGCAGCCGCUCAGCUCUUCAAGAUGGUGAGCAGUGCCAGGAUGGAGCCCGACCAGGAACAGCAGGAGAUGGCUCAGCUCCUGACUGAGGCGUUCGGGUCAGUGAGAACAGAGCUGGACUCGCUGCCGCCAUGCCCGCCGACAAAAGGCCCUGGGGGUGCCGCCACGUGCAUGCUGGGUAACCGGCCGAGUGGGCAAGGUGAGGAGAGGACCCUGGCUCUGCUGGAGCAGUACUCAGAGCUCCUGCUUAAGGCCGUGGAGAGGAGGCUGGACAGCAGGGUCUGACUCCUCUCUCCAGCCCACUGUUCCCAGUUAAGUCCUGGACAGCCACUGGACCAGUCAAACCGCAACUCCACUAGUCAUUCCAGACAGGAUCUUAAGCCAUGGUACAUGGACAUCACUGCACCAUUUGACUAACAUUAAGUUCAGUGUUUUUUUUGUUUUUUUUAAAUGAACAGAAGUUUUUUGUUUCUGUGAUUACAAUCUAGACACCAUGUGUCUCACUGUUCCCACGCCAGACUGGGGGGGGUCCCAGGCUGGGCAGGCCUGUCACUAUUGACCGAGGGGUGUGUAUGAACAGUUUACUGCUUGGGUUCCCUGGCACAGUAUGGGACAGCAGAUGGGUGCUGGGACUUUUCAGGAUAUCAGCUUUGUCUAUGGUGGCUGUCCUGCUAAAGAGCAACACUACUGACUGCCUGUCACAUACAACUUUGCUCAUGGUGGCACACGGAUCUCAUUAACUUCUACCACUUGAAUGCCAUAUAUACUGUCAUGUUUUGAACCUCACUACUCCAGUUUUUAGAAGAUGAGACUUACAAAUCCAAAAUCAAUUUGUUACAUCCAAUUUACUGACUGAAUGGCAUGUCUGUAGACUUGAUGCAUCUUGUUACAACUUGACGCCUGAGGAGGAAUGGACUGACGCAACUCCAUUUAGCUUUGAAGAGGAAGAGCCAGAACGCUCUGCAGCGUGAUGGAGCCUGGGACGGGGCUCGUUAUGAAGACACAUCAGGCGGGAUUGCAAUCAGGAUCUCCUGCAUUCUUAAUCCAUUGAAAUGUGAAUAAUCUGUGAUUGGCCAGCAGCAGAAGCUGGCCGGGUUACUAAGGGGAGACCCUCAAGGUCAGUGGCAAUAAGUGUAAUAUGGGGAGGUUUGCACCACUGCAAGGUGGACAUUGGCUUCUCUUCAGGUGAACAUAGUUCACAGGUUAAAUGUACCAUAUUUUGAAUGCUUAUAGGAAGUGGGAUUAUGUAUUUAUUGAGGAAAGACAGUGUGAGGAAUUGUGCAAUGUUUUUUGCAAAAAAAUCGUGGAGGUUUUCUUUUUUAUACUGUACAAUGUUUUAAUUUGGUUUAUGCCAGAGUUAUGGUCAGUGUCACCAGUGGGCCGAAAACGAAAAGGUCAAAGGUCAUUAGAAAGAGAAACCGCCAAACCUCUGAAAAAGCAUUUCUCUGCUAGCCCGAGUCAUUUUAUACUUUUUUAUAUUUAAAACCGAUGAUCAUAAUUUAGACAGGGCUAUCUCAAGGAAAAAAGGUGCCUUCAUUUUAAAGUUACCAGCAGUCAAUUUUCUAAAGUCCAUUUUUUUGUUUACCUGAUGGAAUCUAAGAAUUUUUGGAAACGGUGAAGUGAAAAUUAUGACAUCAGAGUAAUUCUGAUUUGUAUGUUGCCCAUGGAAUUCAGCAUAUAAUUGAAGCAGGGCUUGAUUGUGCUGUAAAUCCCCGAGGUAACAAAGACUUUCAGCUGGUGGCACUGACACGGAAGCCACAUUAGUGGGGUUCACAUGUGACGGCAGAGUAUCGACUGCUGCUGGAGACGUGUCAAUGUGAAGCAUUUGUUUAUCAUUUAUUCUAAGACUUCAAACCUUCUCUGGUCUAGAUCACGAAUCGGAAUCUGUCAGUCAGUGUGUAGUUCUCGCCGUCUCUGUUUCUUCAGAGCUCGUUUGGCUGUGAUGUUUUGAGCUGGCAUAUUUCUUACGUUUUUUGCUAUGACAAUGUAAAGCACUUAUAUUCUCAGACGUAGGUUUAGCAGACUAUCGUACCUCGGGGACCUUGCAUACCGACAGGGUCUGGGUUUGCACCGCCCACUCGUCUCCCUGGCUGGACAAUGUGUGGGUCUGGUCCCUGCUGCCAUGGCAAUGGCGGCACCGUGCCACCAGACUGGCACUGCCACUGCCCAACACUCCUGUGCCUGUCUUGGCUGGUGCCCGCUGAGAUGCACACAAUGGCUUGCGCUGUUCAGCCGCUCCUGGCCAGCAAACCCCUCCACCUGCACAGCCCUGUCCAUUGUCACCAUAUUCAGCUGACGACUGGCAUCGGCACUCUAAGCUGUUUUUAUACUCGGGCAUUUUUGGAGUUGCUAAACUCAACCUGACAACCUGAAUAUCCAACCCCACAGUCCCCAUAUCUGUAUUUUUUUUUUUUUUAAAAAGCUGAGAGAAAUUUACCUACAAUGGAUAUGACUGUCUCCCUGAUAUAAGAAGCUGCAUAAGUGUAACUUUUAAUUACAGAAAUUUAAACCCCUUACAAGGUGUGCCCAGAGAUUUGCUGGCACUGUUAAGUCUUAUUGAGGAUUUAAAGGUUUGCCUACUCCAGAAUGCAUGGAUUAGAUGUCCUACAUUCUUCCAAAGUAAUUAAUGCACACCCUUUAAAUUAAGAUUAUUAUUAGGUUCUAAAAUGGCAAAUUCCUAGCUCAGCACUGACCUGACCCUGUUUAUCCACAAGAUGGCAGAAUUUUAAAUUACAGUACAAGAAAGACCAAAUAGACUGGGAGCCAUACAAUGACGUUGGAUUGUUUUACACUAUAGUGAUAUAUUAACCUGUAGGAUCUUCCUUUAUACUUGGCGCAUGGAUGUAUGCAUGGGGGUUGGGGGGGGGCGGGGGGUGGAUGUCCCCAGAAAACUGCAUGGUUGUACAUUUGGGUCCUGUAAUUUAGCCAAACGCCUGGAUUUUGGCCCCCUCUGCUUUGAUCUAUGCUUUUUACUCUGACAUGUUUAUCUUGAUGACUUGAUGCUUUUCAGGAGGAGAUGCAGCUUUUUUUUUAUUUAACAAGUCUCUAAAAACCUGCUUUGUUUUUUUUGUUUUGCACUGACUUCAACUGAUACUUUGCUCUGAAUGUUUUUACCCUCAGUGUUUCUAUUGUGUACCCUUUGAUUAAAUUUUAAGAUGAUGAAGUUGAAUAAAACCAUAUUUAUUACACUUA